CACAAUUUCUAUUUGUAUUUGUAAAUAUUGCUUCUCGGUGGACCAAAAACAAAUUAACAAAUUAUAAAUUGAUUGAAUGUGCGCAUUUCAAUUCAGGUGACAGGAGCCUCACACACUGAAACGGUCCACACGUAGAGGAGAAUCAAUAUUCAUGCUACUCUCCGCAAAGGAAAGCAACACUUCCAAGAUAACGGCGAUGGCGGCGGCAGCCGGCAGCGGCGGUCUAUCGGAGUUGUACGCCAGCUCAAAGCGGCUCUCUCUCGCGGUCAGAGAUGCUUUGGAGAGGCUCGAGCGCCUCGAUUUCACGUCGUCAUCAUCCUCCUCGCUGUCAUCGUCGACCGCCGUCGUCGCGGGGUCUUCCGAUGACCAAGUAACUUCGAUUCGGAGGGACUUGAACCAGAUCCAGUCGCUCUGCGCCGAUAUGGAUCGACUGUGGCGUUCCAUAGCCUCCAAACCUCAACGCGAUCUCUGGAAAAGGUUUUUAGAAGAUGUUGGUCAAUCUGCAGAUUUCCAAGAAUUGAUAUCGUCGUUAUUCAGUGGAAGGAAAGUAGAACUAGUCAGUGAAGAGGCUGAGUCAUUCAGAGCUAGCUUGGAUAAGCUCCAGGCGAGGCGUCAAAAGCGGAUGCAAGAGGCCCAAGAGAGGGCAGAAUUACUUGGAAGAGCUACUGGGGAUUCGCAUGUUUUGAAGAUUUUUGAUGAGGAGGCACAGGCAAUGGAGUCGGUCCGCCGAUCAUCCAGAGUGCUUGAGGAUACUUUCGCGACAGGAGUUGCCAUUCUUUCCAAGUAUAGCGAGCAAAGGGAUCACUUGAAGAGAGCUCAAAGGAAAGCACUGGAUGUUCUCAACACUUUAGGUCUGUCAAAUUCCCUACUGAGGCUCAUCGAGAGGAGAAACCGUGCUGACAAGUGGAUCAAGUAUGCCGGCAUGUUUAUAACAGUUGUGAUCCUCAUUAUGUUUUGGAGGUGGACAAGAUGAUGAGCUAUACCGAGGAUUUGGUAACAUGAAAUUGUGAAAAAACGAGACACUUAGGAAUUUUGAAUUACUAAAAAAGCAUUUGCAUAUGAUGGUAUGAUUUGCCAUAGGAGUUACAAUUGUAAUUAGUUUAGGUGACAACUGUUAUCAUCAACACCUCCCGUUAUCGACUAUGACUUUGCUGUAUUUUUCAUGUAAGGCUAUAGCCAGUGGGAUGAGUUGACACAUAAUUGCUUGAGUUCGUUUUGAGUAUGGUAAUCAAGUUUCCGCA
This is a messenger RNA of Striga asiatica, 1241 nucleotides long. The record is from the annotation of a GenBank genome assembly. NCBI's taxonomy places the organism in Eukaryota, Viridiplantae, Streptophyta, Magnoliopsida, Lamiales, Orobanchaceae.